UCCCGCACCGGAAGUUUUCAAUAAUAUUCCUUUUCAAGAUGGCGGCGUUGGUCGGUCCUCGCCUGGGCCGCUUUGGAUCCUUUUCCUUCAGACCCAGCCUGGUAAGCAGCACUCAAACUCAGGGUCUGCAUCAGAGCACCAAAAAUGAGAAUUCCAACAGCCUGGUUCCCGUCAGAGAGAAGAGCACCGCAGUGGCUGCCAAGGCCUCGGCGCUGCCCAGCAAUAAGGGCGAGUACGUCAUCACCAAAUUGGACGACCUGGUGAACUGGGCCCGCAGGAGCUCUCUGUGGCCCAUGACGUUCGGCCUGGCGUGCUGUGCUGUGGAGAUGAUGCACAUGGCCGCCCCUCGUUACGACAUGGAUCGUUUCGGCGUGGUGUUCCGCGCCAGCCCCCGACAGGCUGACGUGAUGAUCGUUGCUGGGACCCUCACUAACAAGAUGGCCCCCGCCCUCCGCAAGGUUUAUGACCAGAUGCCAGAGCCCAGAUAUGUGAUUUCAAUGGGAAGCUGUGCAAAUGGUGGGGGGUACUACCACUACUCCUACGCUGUGGUCCGAGGCUGUGAUCGCAUCGUACCUGUAGACAUAUACGUUCCAGGCUGCCCGCCCACCGCGGAGGCCCUUCUGUACGGCACUCUGCAGCUGCAGAAGAAGAUCAAGCGCGAGAAGAAAAUGAAGAUCUGGUAUCGCAAGUGAGAGGGACAGCUCCCCCCUCAGGCUGUUUGUAAAUGUGACUUUUAUUUAUGCCUGUUGAUUUCACAGAUGAGACUGGGUGGCUACUGUCAGGAGAUGCUCUGUGUUGGAGUUUUUCUCUCCUGUUCUCUGUAGUAUCAAUAAAGCAUGC
Molecule: messenger RNA, 840 nt
Organism: Megalops cyprinoides (Indo-Pacific tarpon)
Lineage: Eukaryota; Metazoa; Chordata; Actinopteri; Elopiformes; Megalopidae
Gene: ndufs7
Product: NADH:ubiquinone oxidoreductase core subunit S7
Exons: 8
Coding region: 39-692 (217 amino acids)
Biological process (GO): electron transport coupled proton transport; aerobic respiration; mitochondrial respiratory chain complex I assembly
Molecular function (GO): quinone binding; NADH dehydrogenase (ubiquinone) activity; 4 iron, 4 sulfur cluster binding
Source: RefSeq, a predicted model, not a curated record